Molecule: messenger RNA, 390 nt
Organism: Aspergillus affinis
Lineage: Eukaryota; Fungi; Ascomycota; Eurotiomycetes; Eurotiales; Aspergillaceae
Exons: 1
Coding region: 1-390 (129 amino acids)
Source: RefSeq, a predicted model, not a curated record
AUGGCAUCCGGGUCAUAUCACGCAGUAGAACCGGCACUGUUCGCAGACUUCCCUGAUCUAACCGCAGAAUCAGGACUACGGCCCUACACCUUAGAUCCAGCAGCGUUUGCGGAUUUUCCUCACCAAGCAGUGGCAUCCGGGUCAUAUCACGCAGUAGAACCGGCACCGUUCGCAGACUUCCCUGAUCUGACCGCAGAAUCAGGACUACGGCCCUACACCUUAGAUCCAGCAGCGUUUGCGGAUUUUCCUGACCAAACAAUGGCAUCCGGGCCAUGGGGCACUUUGGACCCGGGGCGCUUCCUCGACUUCCCCGAUUCAACAGCAGAAUGUCGCGAACGAGCACAUGCCGUUGACCUGUUGGAACUGUCGAAUUUACAAAACCAAUUGUAA